AAGUCAGUAUGAAAGUUGUAAUUCUUCUCGCUAUUCUGUGUGUUGUUUAUUCAAGUGCUGAAUACGUUACGACAUUUGGCGAUUGUACAAAUUUUCCACUAAUCGGUCGAAGUCGAGCGUAUGAGAAGGCCUAUAAAAAUACCAUUAGAACCAAAGUGAUUAAAUAUCCAAUGGGAAUAAAUGAACCCAAUUUUGUUAUCAAAGGCAUUAAAUAUUCUGAUUACGAAUCGGUUCAGUCAAAUGUCACGAUUGUCGAUGGUGAAAUGGGUAAAAAACGGAUUUGGAUUAAAGUACAAUCACAACGUGGAUAUGGCAUCAAAGUUCUUUUUGAAUUUUGCGGAGAACGCACAGAGUCUUUGAUUGAUGGACAUUUCGAUGAUAUAAAUUAAAUGUUUAGUGCCUAUUUUAAUCUUAAUCUAUUGUUGUAUAUUUUUGUGAAAAAAUCUUCCAUAUUGCAAAAUGAUCAAUUUCAAAUCCAAAUCACUGUCAUGAAAUAUAUGAUAACCUCAUUUUCACUCAA
Molecule: messenger RNA, 520 nt
Organism: Contarinia nasturtii (swede midge)
Lineage: Eukaryota; Metazoa; Arthropoda; Insecta; Diptera; Cecidomyiidae
Exons: 2
Coding region: 9-389 (126 amino acids)
Source: RefSeq, a predicted model, not a curated record